UGCAUGCAUCACAUGGCGGGUUCCGAAUUUCGGUACGCCAAGUUAGUGGUCGCCGCAGAUUUCGGUGGCGUGCGAUGACGACACCGCUGGACGCGUUGUCGGGGGACAUGGAAAUCGUCGAGCUGCUCUCGACAGUGUUUAGCGAAGAGUACACACGAGGCGUCGCGGCGUCGGCGCACGCGGCCGCGACGCCGCCACCCGACACCCGACCGCGAAAAGUGUGCCAAACCGACGGCUGCCACCGUACGAUCGUGAGCAAAGGAAGCUGCAUCCGCCACGGGGGCGGAAAGCGAUGCCAGGUUGACAAGUGCGACAUAGGCGCCAAAAGCAAUGGGGUGUGCUGGAAGCAUGGCGGGUCCCGAACGUGCAAGUGGAGCGACUGCACAAACCACUCCAAGGCCCGCGGGCUCUGUUGGACGCAUGGCGGAGGCAAACCGUGCGCAACCCCAGACUGCAAUCGCACAUCGCUGCAAGGCGGCCACUGCUGGGCCCACGGCGGCGGUACAUCUACAACGAGAUCUGUCGCGAUAUAGUUCAUGCGGUUGUGCGCAGGCAAGCGAUGUAACCAAGACGGGUGCCAACGCCCAGCCUACGAGCGAAAUCUCAACUUUUGCACCAUUCACAGCACCCAACGGCCGACACCACCGUCCAACGGGACGGGCGGAGACUGAAGGAUUGCAUGCCCGUGUAGAGGGGAGUUAGUCUCUUACAAAAACACGUCGUGGACCAGGAUCGUGAGGCUCGGAACUCCAAGCACACUCCUCGUUAAGUUUCAAAUACUCACGACGCUGGAUAUGUGGUCCAUACCCAAAC
Messenger RNA from Aphanomyces invadans, 813 nucleotides. RefSeq lists its product as hypothetical. Bases 75 to 533 code for a protein of 152 amino acids. The transcript has 3 exons. The record is from RefSeq and is a predicted model, not a curated record. NCBI's taxonomy places the organism in Eukaryota, Oomycota, Saprolegniomycetes, Saprolegniales, Verrucalvaceae.